AUGGAAAACGUGGACAGUGAAUUAUCAAAACACGAUUGGAUUCAAAGAUGCAAAGCAUUAUACAAUGGUAUUGAAACAAAGAUGAAAACUUUAUUAGAAUUUGAAGAAACGUAUGAAAUAAAAGAAUCUCUUCGAUGGUUACCAGAUCUUCAUUUAUAUUUUCUCUAUUUAAUAAAAUAUGUCGACAACCAAAUAUCGAAUGGCUUAUUUUGUAUCGUUUUUUUUCUGGUCGAUUUAUACAGACAACUUGAACAAGAACAAACAAAUAAUCAAUACAUUUCCACAACGACAUGUUAUCGAGGUCAAUGUAUGUCAGAUGAUGAAUUGAAAUCUUUACAAGAAUCAUAUAACCUAAACCGAAAUUCAUUGACGAAUACAUGUGAUAAUUUUUAUAUUAUUGCUAAUACAUUUCUCUCGACAACGAGUAAUCGCCAAACAGAUCUUGCAGGUUUUUCAGGUUAA
This is a messenger RNA of Rotaria sp. Silwood2, 462 nucleotides long. The record is from the annotation of a GenBank genome assembly. NCBI's taxonomy places the organism in Eukaryota, Metazoa, Rotifera, Eurotatoria, Philodinida, Philodinidae.